This is a messenger RNA of Micropterus salmoides (largemouth bass), 4847 nucleotides long. RefSeq names its product transmembrane protein 169b (gene tmem169b). Bases 1424 to 2332 code for a protein of 302 amino acids. The record is from RefSeq and is a predicted model, not a curated record. The transcript has 3 exons. Lineage: Eukaryota; Metazoa; Chordata; Actinopteri; Centrarchiformes; Centrarchidae.
UCAACUUUAUUGGACUUUACUGCCAUGGGGAAAAAAAUUAGUGGUUUGUCAGUGGUAGCACGUUAGUAUUAGUAUUAUUAUUAAUAAAAAUUAGUAGUGUUAUUAUCUCUUCACUUAAUUAGCUUAAAGUUAAGAUAAUGUUAGUUUAGUUAAGGAACUCCAAAAAUAGCUUGCUUACUAAGUUAUUGACAUUUGUUAGCCAAGCAGUUAACGUUAGCUUAACCUUUUACAUUGUAAGCCAAGCAAACAUCAAAUAAGAGCAAAACUACAACUGUUAACCUACAAUAAACUCAAUAACUGAACUCACCAAAUUCAAAAAGGAGGCUGUCAAUAGUAUUAAGUGAAAUUUCGUUCAUUUUUGCACCAGCCUGAGUUCAGCCACAUUAGCAGACUCCUGUAACGUUACCAACUGUCAACGGCCACUUUCUCGACGGCAUUCCCAACAGCAAGGUUGCACAGAUUUAUGGGCGUGGAAACAAACCACGCUUGUGGGUCGUACGCAUGCGCAGAACCGCUAAAUUGCACUUCUCGAUAGGUAGCAUAAAUCGACAGCACACCUGGCUGCUGCUGCUGUCAACGGUUCAAACGUUCACCCUUUCAGCAUAGAAGAAACGUCGCGUUAUUCGUUCAACUCUGUGAUCUUAUGGAUGGAGUAACAAGGUAUUCAUAUUGUAACAUGUUAUUUUAUUUAAGAGAACCUGGAUAUAUGGGUUAUUAUUUAGUUACAUGUCAAUUGGAUGAACUGAACAGUAGAGUGACCAUGACUGUACCCCCCCCCAACACUGAAUGACUGAAUAAAUGAAAAAUUAUUGUGCAUUUUGGUUUAUAUGAAAACAUGUAAGUGUCAGUAGCCUAAUAUAAAUAGUGAAAUGUUGUGUAACUUAAUCAUAGCCAAUAUUCAACUGAGGGAAUGCAUACUUUAAGUUACACAAUUAAAAAAAAAAUACACUUCAUUAUAUGAUUUUAAUUUCUUUUUAGUUGACAUAUAGCCUAUCAUUUCUGUUAUUCUCUGGGACAGUGCUUUUCAUAGACAUAGAUGGAUGUUUUGGUCCAUCUUUUUUCCCCUCAUGUUCACAUGACGGCAGUUAGGAUCCUGGAUGGCUGGCAGAGGAUAGAUGGGCGGGUUUUGUGCUAUUCUGGAAAUCAUUUUGCGUAGCGCAUCUGUAUCAGCGAAAAACAGCGCUGUGACGUGUGGGCUCCCGAGAUGUGUCAGGCAAAUGCAGCGAUUUAUCCUCACACUGUAUAGUUUAUCUACCCGGUGCUUGUCCAACCUAUUGAAGGUGUUCAGCAGCGGACAUCUUCCUUAGAUUGAAAACAAUGGGCGGACAUUGCUUGUGCUGCUCAGGACUGCACUAUUAGCCUCCAUAAAUAACCCAUUAAAAGUAGCUUAAGAGUCAAAGAGUUUACUGGGUCAGGUGAGAGCAUGGCACAGGUAGAGGAGCCUCAAACGGAAGGAGAGGGCAGCCCCCAGAUGAUCUCUUUAAGGUCAGACGUAUCAGGGAACCAUGUGGACGACGGAGAAGUGGGACCCUCCAUAAGGAGGAAGAGGAGGAAGAAGAAAGACCCACGUCCAGAGUCCAUUAUUGUGUACCGCUCUGAAAUGGAGAGGGCGCCUGGAGAGGACCAAGGUGGUGAGGAGGGAGCAGAAAGGAGCGCAGAGGAGGGAGCUAAAUUCCUCUCUACACCUACAGGCGAAGGAGGAGGCUGGAGCCUUCCUCCAGAUAGCCGCUAUGUAACCCUGACUGGCACUAUCACGCGUGGGAAGAAAAAGGGUCAGGUGGUGGAUAUUCACCUCACUUUGACAGAGAAGGAACUCAGGGAUCUGGCUAAGUCAAGGGAACGUCUUGACGCCGAGUGUGAGGCAGGGGAAGGCUCUAAACGCACCUGCAGCUUAGGUGUGUGCGAGGGACCCCAUGUCGUCCUGUGGAGCAUCUCCUGUGCCCCUGUGGUUUUCCUCCUCUCCUUCAUCACCUCCUUCUACUAUGGCACUCUCACCUGGUACAAUGUCUUCCUGGUGUACAAUGAGGAGCGGACGUUCUGGCACAAGAUUACAAUAUGUCCCUUUCUCAUCAUCUUCUACCCCAUGCUCAUCAUGCCCAUGGCACUGUCUCUGGCUCUGUACUCCGCUGUGGUUCAGGUGUCCUGGGCAUUAAGUGAGUGGUGGCAGGCUGUGAGAGACCUGGAGAAAGGCUUCUGCGGCUGGGCCUGUGGGAAGCUGGGAUUGGAGGACUGUUCCCCAUAUAGCAUAGUAGAGCUGCUUGACUCUGAUACUGUUUCUGGCACUCUGCAGAGCAAGGCCCCCAGUGAACUCGCCCAGACAUCAUCAGUGUGAAGUGGGGGGGGAUGCACAGUGAUUCACCUAAGUGGUUAUGUUUGUCCAUUUUAUUUUAUUUUAUUUUUUUUACAUGUUAUGGUUGUUAAAGUUAUCCUCCAAUCACUGAAUCCUUAUUCAAAUACCUUUUGAUACAUGUGGGCUUUGGUUCCUCCUGUAGUAACGUUUAGGUAAACCAGCUGUGGACACUGAUACACACAUAGUUGGAGGCCUGGAAGUUAAACCAAGUUUCACUUUUGUCUGUAAAUAUCUGUAAUUAAGUGGAUGUGAUCACUGUGCUGUGCACAGACACAAAAAACAGCAUUCAUUUCAAAUGCAACACUGUCUUGUAUGACUGUGCAGCCAUCACAAUCACUCAGUGAAGUUGUUUUUGAAGCAAGGCUGGAUUACCAGUUGGAAAAAGUGGAAGGAUUUACUUUGUGGAAAUAUACUUGAUUACUAAUUUGAGGAAUAUGCUCCACUGACUAAAACAAUAAGCACCUUUAGAUGGGUACAACGUUUUGUAACAGGAUUCAGUGUCAGCAUCUACUUUAGUUUUUAAAGGAUAAAGCUGAUGUCCUUCAUAUUUAUCCUACUGUCAACAAAUUCCAUGAAAAGACCAAAACCGCUAAUGUAAUGUAUCAGUCCUACUCUCCAAGCCCACUAGUAGAUGUAAAUCUUUCAAAAAUAGGCCACAGAUAUAUAGUUUAAGGCUUAAAAGUUAUGGCCACUGUAGUUUUAAGCAAAUGUUUAACAGGGGUAAAUAGUACAUUUGUGGGGACUAUUUUCAGUUGGGGAUUAAUGCACAUUUAGUGCUCCAGUGAGUAUUUUUCAGCAUGUAUGUGGGAUUGAUUCAAAAUAAAUUACAGUGUUCAUAGUAAAGGAACAUGUCAUGAUGUGUCACGAUGUGGCUCGGAAGAGUAAGUUACUUCAGGCUUUGGAUACAUAGGAAAUGAUUUAUGAAUUAAGAAUGAUUUAAGAAUUAUUGUGAGCCAGGUUCAGGUGUGAUGAAGAAGUUUCGGAGACUGAUGAAGACUUUACAUGGUUUAUUGAGCCCGGCUGAGGAGAUAUAGUGCCGGCAUACAACAUGUGAAAACAUCAAAUUCCAACACCAAAUCUCAGGAUAACAUCUUUUGGUCACUUUUAUGUUUCUGUCUUCCCCCUAGUGCCUGUAACCUAGAACAACAAAUCUAUGUGAUGUUUAUUCUCCAAUGCUACAUCAUAUUGGAAUCUAUUACUACUCAUGAGUUGUACUCUAAUCUGUGGAGCCAGUGAGUUCUUGUAAACAUUGUAAGACUCAACCUUGCCAGAUUCCCAAGAGAACACGAUAUCUGCUAGCCUGAUGCCUGAGCUGCUGUCUCUACCUCAUCAGUCUAACGGUCGUCUCCCUAACAAGGACAGUUACACGAGAGAAAUAACUAGAGCUGGAAGGUCAGUGAACACUUGUGAGGUCAGCUAAUGACUGCAAGCUAGACCUGCCUUACCUUUCCCUGUUUCAUCAUCAAGUAAGCCCCCUAAGCAAUAUCUUUAACAGGAAAUACUUGUUAGAGGUAUUAAUCCACUAUUGAUUUAGGUCUUUUUAUGGGUUUUGCUAAAAAUUACAAACAUAUAGAAUAUUAACAGCCUUAUUCUUUUAAUACCUGUAUUCUUUCAUGUGAUAUAGUGUUUAAAUGGUGCAUAUUCCCUAAAAGAUUUAUAUUUCAUCAAAAAGUACCCAGGAAAUUAGUACUUGUUGGUUUUUGGGCUUCGAGCUAAUUAUAAUUAAGCUUCCAUGUGUAAACUGCAGUGUGCUUUCUACUUGAUGUACUUGUACAGCAGGUACAGAGAACAUAAACCACGUAUAAAGGGACAAAGGAGGAGGGAUCGGGGCCUAUGGCUUAUUUUCUUCGCCAGGACCCCCUGGCAGGUUGAUCCAGUCAUGAUGUGAAGCCAUAGUGAGGACAAGCUGACAAAUCAGACAUUUUUUUUCAAUGUCACAUACUAACAUACUAUUAAGGCACCAUCAACACAGAGGUGUGUGAUGUUACACUCUUUAGCUCUGCUUGUGUUGUCUUCACAAUUUUGGUUCACACGAGUAAACUGAGGUUGCCAGUAAUUUUCCAUCAGAGAGCUCCUACUACAUUUCCAUAUGGUUUAUGUUGAUUUAAUUUAUUUUAAAUAUUUAUGUCUAGUUCAUUGCCUGAAAUGUUUGUAGCUAGGGGUUUUACACUCUGGCACUUGAAGUAAAUGUAUUGUAAACAGCUAUCAUUAACUGAUUGAAAUACAUGGCGGAUUGGGGAUGGUUUAAAUACUUGGUGAUUUAAAUGUUUAUCAUUUGCCCUGGCUCGGUAAAACUAAUGCAUUUUGUUCCAUACAGAUGCAGACAUGAAUAAGUGGUUGUGGAUUGAGUCUGUUUUCCACAUUACCUGUUGUGAAACCACAGGAUUCAUAGUAAAGACUCACACAGAUGAAAAACCGUGUUAAAUCAUUACAUCGUCUAUAUUGUGAAAGAGGAACAGCAUCCUAUUUCGUGUUAUUAAAAGAGCAAUGCACAGCG